Molecule: messenger RNA, 2445 nt
Organism: Colossoma macropomum (tambaqui)
Lineage: Eukaryota; Metazoa; Chordata; Actinopteri; Characiformes; Serrasalmidae
Product: N-acetyllactosaminide beta-1,3-N-acetylglucosaminyltransferase 2
Exons: 2
Coding region: 223-1635 (470 amino acids)
Cellular component (GO): membrane
Molecular function (GO): hexosyltransferase activity
Source: RefSeq, a predicted model, not a curated record
CACUACACCUCACACUUCCAGAUCAAUGUUAGAGCGGCAGAUGGGAGGACAGCCCCACCGUAGGAAAAAAAAUUCUCUAGCUUCUUUGGUAUUCACGUCAAAUAUGACUUUAUCAAAUAAUUCGCGAUUGUGCUCCACAAGAGUUUCAUAAAGGACGAAUGAUACCCUGUAAAGGGAGGAGGGAAGGACGAGUUUCGGACUGAGGCUGUUCAAAACGCGGUAAUGGCUUGUUGUCUGUGGCGAUAUCGCUGUCGGAUCCUGCUCUGCUUAUGUACACCAUGCAUUCUGUUAGGAUGCCUCUUUAUCUACGUUGCAUUGGCUGUGUGUUUAUCCAUAAAUUCCUCCACCUCGCCUGUUGGGAUGCCUAGAAGCCCUCCUUUGCCUCCCUUCUUCAUAGCUUCAGGGCUCAAUAAGUCUGGGAUCCUGGCCCCGUUUCCUAUCAAGUCCUUCUGGAAAUAUGACCUGAGUAAAGAAGCUCACUGGAACCUCAUCCAGCACAUCAUGGAUCGCCAGCACAGCCCUAUCCUACAUCCCAGGACAAAUACUUCACAAAAUAUCUCUGAUCUCGACAGCUAUUUAAGGUCAACACAGCAAAGCGCUGGAUGCUUUCCUAAUUACGAAAUGAUCUGGACAGUAUCGGAUUACUUCUCUCUGCCAGCUCAGAUACAAAGGUUUGUCAUUUCCAUGCACUGUAGAGACUAUCCGCUGCUCGUUGACCAGCCUAGGGUAUGCAGUAAAAAUCAGAGUGAGGCUCCGAUGUUACUGCUGGCCAUUAAAUCGCAGGCGUCCAACUUUGAAAACCGCAAAGCCAUCAGGAAGACGUGGGGGCGUUCAGGUUGGGUAAAGGGACGUGUAGGGAAAGGGGGGCACGUGCGCAGGGUUUUCCUCUUGGGCAGAAAUAAUUCAGGAAACAAUCCAGAUAUCGUGAAGAACCUGAGAGAGGAGAGUAACAGAUAUGGUGACCUCCUCAUGUGGGACUUUUUGGACACUUUCUUUAACCUCACGCUGAAGGACGUCCUCUUCUGGGAAUGGUUCUCGAAGAACUGCCGGGAUACUCGCUUUGUGCUCAAGGGUGACGAUGACGUCUUUGUGAGGACACCAGCUCUCUUGGACUACUUAAACAACAAGGAAGCGGUUCGCUCGAACACAUCUGGACACAGUGAGAUGAUGGCGGAUUUCGUCGUAGGAGACGUCAUCACCUCUGCUGUCCCUUCACGCUCACAAAGUAGUAAGUAUUUCAUCCCUGAUAGCUUCUAUAAGGGGAUGUACCCAUUAUAUGCAGGGGGUGGAGGUGUGGUCUACUCUGGAGCCUUGGUCCUCAGGCUUCUCCAGGUGUCUAAGAGAGUUCACCUGUUUCCCAUUGAUGACGUUUACCUGGGAAUGUGUCUUCAGAGGCUGGGGGUCGUUCCUAUCCACCACCCAGCCUUCCUCACUUUUGAUUUCCCUGAAGGUGAAGCGCAGGAACCCUGCGCCCACCAUACUGUCCUGCUGGUCCACAAACGUAGCCCCAAAGAAAUGCGGAAACUGUGGGCAGAGACCCUGAGACCAAGCCGUGAGUGCAGAAAUACUGUACUGAGAGAUGAACUUUUAGAAAAGAAGAAAAAGGAACGUGAGAAGAACCUACGAAAGGAAUAACUUACUGUGAAGUUACUUGAGCCGAACACAAACCAAAGCAGAUUUGACUCAGGGAGCAUCAGGGAGAGAACAGAAGUGCAGCAAAGCCAGGCAGAGACACUACACUGGUCUAGCAGGUUUUGAAGAGAAGAAUUUCUCCCCCAGUUAGAUAGACAAGAAGUAUGAACGACAACUUAAAGAUGGCUCAAUGCCAAAGCUUCAUCGGAAUUAGUGUCUAUAAUUCAUCUGAAUACAAUGAUCAUCAUGUCUUUUUUGAACUGUCUUGUUAACAGUAUUUUUUCAGUUUCUUAAAAUAUAAAUGAUAUUAAUAUAUAUUUCAUGUAUAGACCAUUUAGAUUCUAUAUAGCCUUCUUUAUGGGCCUCCACUAUGCAGUCAUAUAUAGAGAUGUCUAUUUAUGAAAGUCAUGUCAGUCUCUAGUAGGCGUGUAACUCUCUCACCUCACAAUUCCAUUUUAUACUGACUGUUUAUGAAAUGAUUCCGUACAUAAUGAAAUCUCAGAUUUCACCACAAUCUGUUCAGCUUACUUUGGUACGAUUCAGUAUUAUUUUUAAAAACAUUCUGAAUACUCAAAUGUAGGCGGAGAAUCUGUUUAUACAGUAGUUUAAUACAGACAAUAAAUACAAAACACUAUGCUUUUUGGUUGGAUGUUUACAUUUGAAAACAAACAUUUGGCCACAGAAAUCAAUGUAUAUGUUAUUGAAUAUGAUUAUCAUUAAGGGUGGGCAAUAUGACAUUUAUCAGCAUCCUAUAAAAUGUCAAAUAUGCUUACUUAAAGAACAGCUGCAUAUUAAAUUAUGAAGACAGCAUCA